This is a messenger RNA of Labrus mixtus (cuckoo wrasse), 4453 nucleotides long. It is a transcript of the gene gcgra, whose product is annotated as glucagon receptor a. Gene Ontology annotation, biological process: adenylate cyclase-activating G protein-coupled receptor signaling pathway; cell surface receptor signaling pathway. The transcript is spliced from 14 exons. The record is from RefSeq and is a predicted model, not a curated record. Lineage: Eukaryota; Metazoa; Chordata; Actinopteri; Labriformes; Labridae. Gene Ontology annotation, molecular function: peptide hormone binding; glucagon receptor activity; gastric inhibitory peptide receptor activity. Gene Ontology annotation, cellular component: plasma membrane. The coding region runs from base 383 to 1948 and encodes 521 amino acids.
GUCUCGCGCUCAGUCAGCCAACUACUACUACAAAACCUUCUGUACAACCUACAUGUUAUUUCGUCUUUCCUUUUACCUUUAAAUUUAAAUUGAAUCCUCGACUUCUUAAGUCGUGGCUGAGAGAAUCGAGGGACUUGUUUCCGGAGCCAAAGCUGGUGGUUAUUUCAUUGUGAAAGUUGGAUUACACACGGAGCCACUUGAACUGAGAGGAAAUAUAAUCUACCAGAUGCUGCUCAGAAGAUGAGCAGAAGUGGAGGACGGAUUGGAGAAGCAAGCGGAAUCCCGGGCUGUCACCGGCAGUGUGGCGAGUGUAGAUAAGCCCCCCGUAUGAGGUGAAAACCCUUCCCUGUCCUGCAGUAUUCGCUCCAAGCAGGAAUAAGGGAUGUCACGGCUGUUCUUCCUUUUGGCAAUGCUUAUUUUCUCCUGCAGCAUCCAGGUGUCUCCAACUGCUACUCUGGAUAAGCUAAAGGAGAGUUGGACGCUGUACAUGGAGGAGUGUGAUCGCAACAACAGCCGAGACCCAUCACCAACCACCGGCCUUGUGUGCAACAGGACUUUUGACAACUAUGCGUGUUGGCCUGAUGGACUCCCCAACACGACCGUCAGUGUGUCAUGUCCGUGGUAUCUGCCGUGGCACAAUAAAGUUAAGCACGGCAGGGUGUAUCAGGAGUGUGAUGAAGACAGCCAGUGGGUUACUACGAAGAAUACAAGCGAGUGUGACUCCAAUGAUCCAAGUCUGCAGUACUAUGGCCAUAUCCGGAUCAUGUACACAGUGGGCUACUCCUUAUCACUGGUGGCUUUGGUGUUGGCCCUUGGCAUUCUCAUAUUCUUCAGGAAGCUGCAUUGCAUGAGGAACAACAUCCACAUGAAUCUGUUUGCCUCCUUCAUCCUGCGAGCUCUGUCUAUCCUCAUCAAAGAUGCUCUGUUGGAGGCCAACAUCACAUCGCAUGACCUCAGCAGAGACCAGGAGCCGGGAUUCCCCCAGGCGUCUAUGCCCCCAGUGGAGCUGCUGUUCAACAAUGAGACGACGAUCAGCUGUCGCAUUGCCGUGGUGAUGAUGCAGUACAGCAUCAUGGCCAACAGUUACUGGCUGCUGGUGGAAGGCAUCUACCUCCACAACCUCCUGGUCAUCACCGUGUUUACAGAGAGGAACUACUUCAAAAUCUACCUGUGCAUCGGAUGGGGCGCCCCGUUAAUAUUCCUUGUGCCCUGGGUUGUAGUCAAAUACCUUUAUGAAAAUCAAGAGUGCUGGGAGCAAAAUAUAAACAUGAACUAUUGGUGGAUCAUCCGUUCCCCAAUACUACUGGCAGUUGUGAUUAACUUCCUUAUCUUUAUCCAUAUCAUCAAAAUUCUUGUGUCAAAACUUCGAGCACAUCAAAUGAGAUACACAGAUUACAAAUUUCGGCUGGCUAAGUCGACUCUAACCCUGAUCCCUCUGCUGGGUAUCCAUCAGGUGGUCUUCAUCUUUGUGACGGAUGAGUCCACCAAGGCAACCAUUGGUCUACGUCUCACCAAACUCUUCAUUGACCUCUUCUUCUCCUCCUUCCAGGGUCUCUUGGUGGCCAUCUUGUACUGCUUUGUCAACAAAGAAGUACAGUCUGAGAUCCUGAAGAAGUGGAAGCGCUGGAAGCUGGGGAGGAACAUUGAGGAGGAAUACCGCCACACGUACAGCAAUACACCCAACACCAAGACAGCAAGCCUGUUGAACCACGUCUCCCGACUGACUCAGCUUCCAGACAUCGCCAAGAGCUCUGCCCCGGUAUGCAGCCCGGAAGAGACGCUCAUGCUUGUUGCUGGAUGCCACAACGGUAUGAUGGAUAGUAAGAGAGAAGGGAAGUGCGGGAGUGAGGGAACCAUCAGCAACUCCACCCUAGAGGAGGACAUCAGCAUUACAGACAAGGUGCAGGGCUACGAGGCUUCGAGGGAGAACGUGGAGAGCGAUCUCUGAAAUGUGCUGGGAAUGAUAUCUUGAUGAAAAAAAAGUUGGAGGGCCUUGAGCUCUCGUCUAGCUCUGACAAACUGCCCUGGGUGGCUGUUAAGAGAUGGGCUGUCAGGGAGUCAUCUGUCAGAGCGGCCUUUGCCUCAGAGAUCAGUGCCACUGUGAGACACUCAGCCCCCUCCAAAACCUGCAAACAGAGAAUGAUACAGCAAACGCCCACGCUGAGAUGUCUUGAGCACCGUGAGCCUUUGUAAAUUGAUUUUUGUAGGUGUUUGAUAGACAGUGAAAAACUCUGCUGCAUGUUGGACGGUGCAACAACAGCAUCUUGAGGCCGAUACGACGUGUACAAUAAUGAGAGAAAACCCUGAAACCUCAAAUAGCAACAGAAACAAAAAAAAACCACACAGGGUCCUUGCUUGAGCCUCUGCUUUAAUCUAUGUUGUGUAGCAAAUGUGUGUUUUGUGGUACUGGAGGUGAAAGGCAAAUCGGACAUUGAACUGUGUACAAAAAAAAGACCAAAUAAGUGACACACACACAAAAAGAAAACCUGGUCAGGAGCUGUGCUUUGAUUUCUGUAAAUUAUUUCUUGUCUGACUUUUUGGAAAUAUAUAGAAAAGGAAAAAAAAACAUCAUGUUACCUCAAACAGUAAGGUGACCACAGUGGCGUUCAAACAGCCCCAUGCAGGGCUCAUUGGAAAUUGGCAGCUGUUCCCAUCUGGACAUUCCUGGCAUACAUACUGUGUAGAUGUUUAAAAGAGAUCAACAGCUGGUUUGGGAUGAACUAUGAAUAAGCUAAAAUGAUUAGCACUUGACUUACUUACAGGGGGGAGUUUUACAAAAAAAAUUAAACCUUGGAGACUGCUUAGGGCUCCACUGAAACGUGCCAGAUGUUAUUUUCAAGGGAGUAGAUGCAACCCUGUGCCAUAAAAUGUGUUUUCUCUCUCCCCUGCCAUUAAGACGUUGUCUGACUCACAUGCAUUGUCAUAAAAUACAAACUUCCACGCAGUAGAGCGCUCAACCAAUGGAGUUCAUAGGAGAAUCCUUGCACUCAAAUCAAGGAUAAAAAAAAUACACAAAAUAUAGACAUAAAAUGUAAAGCCACCCCAAUUUAUGAAUCCAACACAAAAUAACAUGUCAUCUCUGGAACAAGGGUGAUUGGGACAUGAUAUAUAAAUAGGUUGUCAUGCAGACUGCUGGAUUUAUGGAGCUCAACCUGCAAGUAAUUUGCAGAGGCUUCUUGCAGCAAGUCGUCAGGGAGCCUGUGCUCAUGACUGCAUGUUACCCUACAGACCAUGUGUAAUAUUCUGCCAUAUUCUGUGUGUGCAUGGGGCUGCAGAGUGGACACUCAGAACAAAUCUCUGAACCCUAAAAGCAGAACAAAACAUUUACUAAACAUUCUAGUGAAAGCUGAAUGGUACACUUGCUUUUGAUAAUGCUUAAAAGAAGAAGCCUCCUACAUUAAUCUUUGAGUUUGCCAGAACUGAAUCAACUUAAGUGUGUGUGUAUGACUUAAUGCAUAAUGUUAAUUUAUAAUUGGUAGAAACUGUGUCUGUGUAUAUGUUUAAACGGUUGAUUUAGUUGAUUGCUGUCAAGAUAUUUUAAGGCAUGUCUGUACAGGUAUAUUUUCAGGUGGGUAUGAAUGUGUGUAUUUUCAGUAUUCCAGAUAAAUGGAUGUGUUACAGCGGGGGGGACUCGUUGCUGCAACCAGAUGGGUUAAUAUAAAGAAGUACAACUGGCUUCACACAGAGCACAGAGUCGGUCUCACUUUUGCAUAUACAGUAUUGCACCACAUGACAUUCCCAGAUGACAAAGCUAUGUAAUGAAUACGGUAGAUGCAGCUCUGUGGUAAACGAUGGAAGCUAGUGCUACUGCCAUGUGUUUUAUUUUGUAUAGUGCAGCGCUAAAUAAGAAUAAUAAGAGCACAACAGCGACAUGUUUUCCAUUCAGAUAAUAGCUCUACACUUCAGCCAGGUGCUGGUGUUGAGAAACUGCAGGCUGAGGUUAUUUUUCGAUCCUCAACUGAGGAUUGUUGUAGAGCAGGUAGGCAUCCAAUACUCAGAAUUGUGCAGGAAUCAUUAUGCACACUCUGCCGCUGCGGUUUUUCAGAGGGGAAUUUGAAGUGUUUUUCUUGUUCUACAGAGCUGGAGAAAUAUGAAGAUACUGACAUGGUAGCAAUUUAAGUGAAAUGGUAUUCAGUAAAAUAUGUGAAAAAAAGUCUAUUGCUAAUUUCAUAUGAAAAUGAUUCAUAUUUUUUUUUUUUAAAGCCAGCAGCUUGGGUCACUCCCCUCUCUGGACCAAAGUGGUUCUGUCUGAAUGUAUUCUCUAAGAGGCCCUAACCAGUAUAUUCCUUUUUCAGUUCCUCUUAAAAGUGGUUAUGUACAGUAUAUUUGCUGUAAGGAACCAAUCAGUAAAAAAAUCUGACUGUGUUCAGGUGUAGUUCAUCAUAUAUUGUGUCUGCAUAUCAAACUUUGUCUAAAUGGUGAAAGAAUAAAUUGAAAUGUAAGUGAAACAGGG